Molecule: messenger RNA, 1164 nt
Organism: Chaetomium globosum CBS 148.51
Lineage: Eukaryota; Fungi; Ascomycota; Sordariomycetes; Sordariales; Chaetomiaceae
Exons: 2
Coding region: 1-1164 (387 amino acids)
Source: RefSeq, a predicted model, not a curated record
AUGACACCCGAAGAAAACCAGGACGGGCAGGGUCUGCCGACACCCGUUACGGUAAACACGCCGUUAGGAACCGAUGCACAACAGGGCAAGAGUAACCGGAGAGUGUCACUUCUCUCGCUGCCUCCCCUCAAACCGGCACCCAAGAAAUCCACUCUCUCCACAGCCGGUUUUGUAUUCGAGAGAUUUCACACCCCCGACGUAAGCGUGCAUAGGAAAAUCGAUAACCACAACAGGAAUUUGCAAGUGUCGCCACACUCUGGAAGCCCAGGACCAGUCCACGAAGAUGGAGACGAUCCUUUCGUCCCCUCGAAACGACCUCCGGGGUGCAACAUAAAACAUGAUAGACGCACAGGAAAUGGGAUGAGAAGCCUCCGGCGCCGCCCACACCUUAUUUUCAGCAAGGCGGAGGCAAAAGGCUACAAGCGGCUGGAUCUAGAUGACGAACCAGACGCCCCCAAGCCAGCACAAAACCCCCGCUUGAGGUACAGAUUUGGGGAUGGCUUCUCGGGCCGAGAAGCAAAACCAAACGGUUCGAAUCUUCUAACCCGUAGCGGAAAGCAAUCUACAACUAGCCCCUAUGUAGGUAUCCUCGAUCUGACGCAGUCGAUGAUUCGAACACCUGAGCGGAAGAGAAAGGCUCAAGGGGCAAAUACUGACGAUAACCCAUUCUCCUUCGCCCUAAAAAAGAAGAGUCGCGCUUGGUUGGAACCAAAAGGCCUGAGCCAGCAAGCGAAACCUCACCCAAUAACCCUAACCACAAUGAAGAAGACCACCUCCGCGCUGGGUGAAACUGAUAAGGCAGGGGAGGAGUCUUUGGUCCCAGAGCCGCAGGUUAAACAGCCCAAGGGGAAUGGGCACACCGAGCAGUCUCAGGUUCCAGCCAUCGCCAUGAAGGAUAGUCAGUUCCAUUUGCAUACGCCAACCCGGGAUCUCACGGUGGGCCAGGAUGAUGACAAGAUGACUGGCAAAGACACAUUCGACGAUGGUGAUGAUGACGAGCUAGACUUGAUCCCUAGCCCGAAAACCUCGACCGAGACUCUCGUCAUGCCUGCAGAAGAUCCGGAAGAAGAUGAUUGUAAAACGCACGUCUCAGAGACUUUGUCACGACCUGCUAGUGAGCUGCGGCCGUCGGGGAGAGAAUUUCGGAGAGUUAACACACUGUGA